AAAUCUAAUCUUGCAAUCUAAAAUUUUGCAACAACAAUUGCUAAUUAAUAUAAAUUAUUGUGGGAAUAUAAAUUUUGUUGAAUAUAAUACUGCUUCAGAAAACACAGUUAUUCAAUUAUGUAAACAAUUUUUACAAGCAUCAUUGUGUUCAGUUAUAAAAAAUGGCAUAGGUAUAACAGAUUUAAGGUUACAUAAGGUAACAAAAAUAAGUAGUAAAGAAAUUGACUUGUUAAAUAUUACUAAAAAUAAAAGUUUACAAUCGGAUGAAUGCAAUAUGAUUUUAAGAAUUUUAGCUAUACCUGGAAUAACAGACAUUCAAAAAUGGCCUUUUAGCUUUCUUCAAAAUGACUUAUUUAGUAAAGAAGAAAUAACAGUAACUAAUUGUUUAGCAGCAGCAGAUUGUAACUGGUUAAAUAAAGUAUUUCCUAAAAAGAAAAAUAAUAAUGCUCUAAGUCUUUACAAUAUUUAUGAAAGAAGUCGUGUUUGUGUACUCAUACAAACACCAAUUUCUAAUUCUAUUGAAAAAGUAGAUAAUGUAUAUGAUUGUUUACAUAUAAAACAUACAAAUUAUGAAAACAAUUCAAAUGAAAUUUGUCAGAUAUUUAAGAUGAUGAAUACAAAUAUAAAAAAUCCUAUAUUUGUAAUAGAGUAUGAAUACGUACUCUAUGAAUUAAAAAAAGAAGAAGAAUAUAAAAAUCCUGUAACUGCAUGUACAACAGAUGACAUUACAUUUACAUGUUUAUCUAAUUCUAAUAUUAUGCAAUAUAUUAAUAUUGAUAAAAAAAUUGGAAUAUACAAUCUUGUAAGAAUAUGUAUUUCUGGACAGAAGAUAAAUGCAAUAGAUAUAGAUUUAAAUUUGCCUAAUUUAAAAGAAUUUGAUAUUUCUUACAAUCAAUUAAAUGAAUUUCCAAACUCAGAUUUUAUAAAAAAUGUGCAAAUAUUAAAUAUAAGUUUUAAUAACAUAAAAUUAUUACAUAUUAAAAAAACUUUAUCUAUGCUAAAAGAACUAGACAUAUCAUGGAACAUGUUAAUGUAUUGUUUUGAAUGUAUUAAUAUUUUUAUAACUUAUAUACCUAACAUGUAUAAGCUAAAGAUAUAUAAUAAUCCUUUUGAUGAUGUUAUUGAUCCUCAAUUAAUUGAACAUUUAUUACAUAUAAAUUUACCAAAAUUACAGUUUAUUAAUAAUUAUAAAUGUGAAAAUCUUAAUUUUCCUCAAAUUUAUUUUCCUUGUGCAUUUGGUAUGUGUAAAUUAAAUAACAAACGACGUAAUAAAUUAAUUUAUUUAAAACAAAGUAUAUUAAAAAAUAUAGAAGAAUUAAAAUUGUUAGAAAAAAAAAAUAUAGAACAAGCAAAAUACAUUCAUAUAUCACAUAAUUUUACUGUAGCAUUAAACAUUUUGAAAAGAGCAAGAAAUGUGCAAGAAUUUUGUGCUACUUGUUGUUUAUUGUCUACAUUUCCUUCUAUAAAACCUUUAAAACAUCUAAUCAAACUGAAUCUUGGAAAUAAUUUUAUUUCAGUGUUAGAUAAUUUUACUCAAGACAAUUUUCCAACAUUAAAAUAUUUAGAUUUGACUAAUAAUCUAAUAACAAACUUGGAAUCAAUGGGAACAUUUUAUACCUUACAAGAAUUUUAUUGUGGGAAUAAUAAAAUAAGGAACAUAACACAAAUAGAAAAUAUUAAAACUUGGCAAACAUUGCAUGUUAUAGAUUUUUGUAAUAAUCCUAUAAGUACAGAUGAAUUAUAUAAAAAAUUUAUCAUAUUUCAUUUAAGUAACAUUGAAGUAAGUAAAAUCUUUAAUUAUUAUAUUUCUGGAGAAUAUGUACGAAAUUCUGAUAUUUCUGAAGCAAGAUGUAUAUUUGGUAAUAAAUUUGAUAAACAUAUGUUAAAUGCAAUAUAUGCAACAGAUCAUUUAACAAAUAUUACACAACUGAGUCUAGUUGAUUGUUCUUUAUCAAAAGUGGAUCUUUCAGCAGAAUUUCUACCACUGUUAGAAAGUUUAGAUUUAAGUAAAAAUCGAAUCACUUAUUUAUGGGGUCUCCAUUCUUUUAAAUAUUUACGUACAUUAUGUUUAAGUUAUAAUUGUCUUGAAACAUUUAAUGGAAAUAAUUAUGAAAAAAACAAUUAUAUAUUCCCAAAAUUGUACACUUUAUUUUUAGAUCAUAAUUGCAUUAAAUCAGUAAUGAGUAUUACUAAACAAAAACUACCAGUAAUAAAACAUUUAUUUUUAAACAAUAAUUAUCUUCAGAAUAUCAAUGUGUUACUAAAAGAAACACAAACUCUAUGCUAUGGAAUAGUAGAAGGGAAACAAACUAAUGUAUGA
Molecule: messenger RNA, 2320 nt
Organism: Apis laboriosa (Himalayan honeybee)
Lineage: Eukaryota; Metazoa; Arthropoda; Insecta; Hymenoptera; Apidae
Product: leucine-rich repeat-containing protein 9-like
Exons: 9
Coding region: 275-2320 (681 amino acids)
Molecular function (GO): protein binding
Source: RefSeq, a predicted model, not a curated record